This is a messenger RNA of Leptopilina heterotoma, 1415 nucleotides long. RefSeq names its product protein rogdi (gene rogdi). Gene Ontology annotation, cellular component: RAVE complex. The record is from RefSeq and is a predicted model, not a curated record. Lineage: Eukaryota; Metazoa; Arthropoda; Insecta; Hymenoptera; Figitidae. Bases 135 to 929 code for a protein of 264 amino acids. The transcript has 6 exons.
CAUUUCUCGAGGCUAAUUACAUGACAAUUGUUGAGGUUAGGAGAGAGAGAAAGCUCCUGUCAUCUGUCAAAUUUUUUUUUUAAUUUUCUUUCUUCGAUAUUUUUGUGGAAAAUAUAAAUAAUUUUAAACACAAAAUGUACGAUUGUGACAGUUUUGAUUCUUUGCAGAUGGAAUUCGAAUGGGUUCUUCACGAAGAAGUUCAUUCAUCACUUUCACAUCUUCGGAACAUUUUGAUGGAAUGCGCGCAAAGAUUUCCAAUGGCACUUUUUGGAAACGAUCAGCAAAAUAAAACGGAUCGAUUUGUUUUUGCCGCUCCGCACGAUUUUGUGAAAUGCGUCGUCGUACUUACUGGCGACAGUAUAACAAAUGCCGAGGUGAAUUUUAAAGUACAACGUCAACAAAAUGUGAAUAUGAGAACAAGUAUACAAAAUGAUCAUCCAUGGAAAUUGCAACAAAUUCAAGAUGCCGCCAAUCAUUUGCAACAGGCAAUUGCGCACAUUGACAAUGUCGAUCGGCAUUAUUCAUUUAAAACAUCCGACGAAGUGAUGCACGUUUUAGGAAAUAUUUUAGGUUGUCUGCAACGCAGUCGCACCAGUUUAAUUGUCCCGAGGAAGAAAAAUCUCGACGAUCUCAUUAAAAGUCGUAAUAUGAAAUCGUUGAAUCCAAAUUUACCGGAAAAUUUGGCAAUUAGUUUUUACAUUCAAAGUUACAAAUUGGUGCUGGCUGUUUAUCAAUUGGAGAAUGCGCACGGCAGCGUCAAGUACGAAACGCAACAGGCCGAAUGCAGUGUUCCCUGGCUUAACGAAGCUCUCGUUCUAUUGACAAUAGCUCUGCAAUUGUGUCAGAGACUCAAGGACAAGAUCUGUGUUUUCUCGCAAUAUAAAGACUUCACGGUGGGCUCGCGAGUCCCAUCAGCAAUGGGAUGGUAACAAAAUAAUUAGAAUUUAACCCUCUGAAAAAUUCAGGAGGAAAAUCAAAUUUUCCAAAUUGAGUAAAAAAAACAGAGUUAAAGAAAAAAACAAAUGCGAAGAGUACUUUGCCAAUAACGUGCCUAGUCUAGAAUUUUCUUUUUUUUUAAAUUGUUAUUAUAUACACUCGUAAGUCUUAUUAAUAGUAAUAUAUAUAUAAUAUUAUUGUUUGUUUGGUUUUAAAAAAAAAAAAUGUUUCUCAGGUGUUCGUCUCUCGCUCGUUCUUGUAGAAUAAUUAUUAGCAAAGAAAAGGGAAAAUUAGCAAAUUAAAUUUAAAAAAAAAAGAAAGAAACGAACACAAAAAGAAAACAAAAAGUACACAAAAAAUUUAAGAGAAAAAAAAAUAAGUGUUUACAUAUUUUAAAUUAUGUAAUGAUUGCCAUUGUUCAAAAGCAAAAGGAAAAUUAUUACUAGAACUAUUAUUAUUAUUAUUAUUAUUAUUAUUAU